AUGUUUAAUUAUGGAAGAGUAUUUACAAUUUACACCCGAGGUAAGUCUCCAUUUUUUCCCGGUCUUGAAGAUCAAACUGGAACUUUAUUAGAAGAUCCAACCGCAGGGCAGCUAGAUGGUGUAGGUGUUGGAGUUGGUGUCGGCGUGAGCAUGAAUCCGCCACAAGCAGCACCACUAUCAUCGCCAAGUCGCAGCAGUCCUCACAGCCAAAGCAGCGAAACUGGAGAACGUUUCUCAAGGAAAGUCUUCGUUGGUGGUUUGCCACCUGACAUUGAUGAAGAUGAAAUCACUGCGAGUUUCCGUCGAUUUGGACAACUAGUUGUCGACUGGCCGCACAAAGCAGAAAGCAAGUCAUACUUUCCUCCAAAAGGUUACGCUUUCCUUCUAUUUCAGGACGAAAGCUCAGUGCAGCAAUUAAUUGACGCUUGUAUUCAGGACGACGACAAGUUGUAUCUUUGUGUCAGUUCACCAACAAUUAAAGACAAACCUGUGCAAAUACGCCCUUGGCGUUUAAGCGACGCAGAUUUUGUCCUCGAUGCUUCAAUGACACUUGAUCCACGGAAGACUGUUUUUGUCGGUGGUGUACCAAGACCUUUGAAAGCCGUUGAACUGGCAAUGAUAAUGGAUCGGCUUUAUGGUGGCGUUUGCUAUGCAGGAAUUGAUACCGAUCCCGAGCUUAAGUAUCCUAAAGGUGCUGGACGAGUUGCUUUCAGUAAUCAGCAAAGCUAUAUUAGUGCUAUUUCAGCUCGAUUUGUUCAAUUACAACACGGUGAUAUCGAUAAAAGAGUUGAAGUUAAGCCCUAUGUUCUGGAUGAUCAGAUGUGUGACGAAUGUCAAGGCCAACGAUGUGGUGGUAAAUUUGCACCAUUCUUCUGUGCCAACGUCACCUGUCUUCAGUACUAUUGUGAACAUUGUUGGGCAACGAUUCAUUCAAGACCAGGACGUGAAUUUCACAAACCGCUUGUUAAAGAAGGCGCAGAUAGACCACGUGCAGUGCCGUUCCGCUGGUGUUAA
Molecule: messenger RNA, 1014 nt
Organism: Cotesia congregata
Lineage: Eukaryota; Metazoa; Arthropoda; Insecta; Hymenoptera; Braconidae
Source: the annotation of a GenBank genome assembly